Molecule: messenger RNA, 1185 nt
Organism: Penicillium diatomitis
Lineage: Eukaryota; Fungi; Ascomycota; Eurotiomycetes; Eurotiales; Aspergillaceae
Exons: 4
Coding region: 1-1185 (394 amino acids)
Molecular function (GO): metal ion binding
Source: RefSeq, a predicted model, not a curated record
AUGUCUCCCACCCAGCAGCAUUCCACUAUCCUGUCCCGUUUGAAUGACAAGGGAGCCCUGUCCUAUGUCACUCGCCCUGACGGAAGCAUGUCACUCAUGAUUGCUCUCGAUGAUCUGCCUGACAACAUCAACAUCGUAGGCCUGCCUCGCAACUUGAAACACUGGCAGACGCAGGACAUGAUCGACCUUGGUUUUGCUCCACGUCGCGAAGAACCCUGGCGAAUCCAAAUGAGUCGCAACAGAGACAUGGUGAAUAUCCUGGAAUGGGUGACUGCAAACUCUCGCAGUGUCCCUGAUCGCCAUGUCAAUGCUGCCCGAAGCAUCAUGGCCCGAGGACGAUCCCAGGUUGCUGGCGACGUUAGAUCCGGCCAGAAGGUCUACUGCAACUAUUGGGUUGCAAAUGGCCAGUGCAUGUUCGUGCAGCAAGGCUGCCAGUACAAACAUGAGAUGCCGAGCACCAUUGAGACCCUGAACAAGCUUGGCUUCACGGAGAUUCCGUACUGGUACCGCGUCAAGUACGGUGUGCCAGCCCUCAACCCAGACAACGAGGGCUUCGACCCGGACAACCGCCGUAACCGAAAGGGUAAGCAGCCUGUCCGACGAGCCAUCAACAGGGCCGUCGCCUCUUCCAUCGAGGCUGCAAACUCCUCGGAGGAAUCUUGGACCUCCCCUGAGUCCAGUCCCUCUCCCACCGGACUGUCCUUCAGCAUCGAGGCCAGCAAUGCCCCUGUCCGUCGUGUCGACAAGCCCGCCAAGCCCACCUAUGUCGACAAGGCCACCGAUACCGGCACCGACAAGGCCACUGAUAAGGCCACUGACAAGGCCACCGACAAGGCCACCGACAAUGUCAACGGAAAGGUCAACGGAAAGGCCACUGACAAUGCCAGCAGCACUGGCACCGAUGAUGGCAGCCCUGCCAAGGGCUUCGUCGACAUCUGGGGCCGUUGGGUCAACACAGGAAGUGAGGACUACUGGCAGAACGGCGAGUACAGCCGAGGUAGUGCCUCUGCUGCGGACUCUGCCCGGGUCACUCCCACACUCGCUGAACGCGAGUACUUCCGUCAUGAGACUCGUGAGAAGCUCAAGACUUGGAAGCUCCUGGCCGGGUCACAGGCUGUCGGACCCAAUGAAGACCUCCGUCAUUGGGGGCCCAUUGGUCAGCCUGUUGUUCGCAAGGCCAAGUAG